AUGGCGGCUGCGGAUGUCCAUCGAUUACAUAGACCAUCAAAUUUCAAUGGGUCUUGGUUGCUUGGGAUGGGGGAGGAGGACCGGGGUCUGGAUGGCGAUGGGAAUUUAUCGAUUUUGUAUGCCUUGGUCGAGGUGGUAGUGUCGAUGAUCGACUGUGUUACCUCCUUUCAGCCUCCUUCUUCUCCUCCUCCUCCUCCUCCUCCUCCUCCUCCUCCUCCUCCUCCUCCUCCUCCUCCUACUGCUGCUACCACUACUUUUGCCAGUAGUAGUAAAUUGGCAUGUUAUCCCAGACUGGAACUAGACCCCAAGGACAUCCUCCCCAUCAAGAUCGGUCAAUCCAUCUUCUUCUACAAGAACCACCCAAUCCGCUUCAUCUGCAUCGUCGGCGUAAUCAUCGCCCGAACCGAAGUCCCCAGACGCACCAUCAUCACCCUCGACGAUAGCAGCGGCGCCACUCUCGACAUCUGCAUUCUCCACGCAGACCCUUCCACCAGGCCAAACACGCAAUCAGAGUUCAUCCAUGACGCGGACCAGCCAGAAGAACACGGCCCGUCCAGCAGCAAUACGCAUGCGCGGAGCAUACGACCUGAACACGUCUCCGCCACAGACAGGACCAUCCUCGAUAUUUCCAGUCUGCAGCCAGGUCGAAGUGUAAAAAUCAAAGGCACGCCGUCUCAUUUCCGGUCUACGAUGCAGUUAAAUCUGGAGCGAUUCACGCUGAUCCGCGAUACGAAUGCUGAAAUGCAAUUUAUCGAUCAGCGCUUGCGCUUUCUGGUGGAGGUUCUCGCUGUGCCGUGGGUGCUCUCGUCGGAAGAGGUGGAUCGGUGCAGAGCGGAUGCGGAGAGGGGAGAUGUGAUGGCGAUUGAGCAUCGUCAGCGGGCUGAAAGACGCGUCAAGAGACGGGCUGAACGGGAAGAGCGGGACUUCCAUCAUAUCCAGAAGCGGUAUGAGCGGGAGGAGCAGAAAAGGGCGAAGGAGGCCAUGCUGAGUCGGGAAAAUGGAGUCAGCUUGAUGCGUGACAUUCAGUGGAAAAAGGCGUUGGCUUCGAAUGGUGCGGGGCGAGAUAGUCGGUAG
Molecule: messenger RNA, 1074 nt
Organism: Penicillium oxalicum
Lineage: Eukaryota; Fungi; Ascomycota; Eurotiomycetes; Eurotiales; Aspergillaceae
Product: OB-fold domain-containing protein
Exons: 3
Coding region: 1-1074 (357 amino acids)
Source: RefSeq, a predicted model, not a curated record